AUGUCCCAGAGGUCUAGGCAACAGUCAAACAGUGCGCCGGAUGAACCUCCAAGACGUGAACGCCAUCCAUCUGCGAAACAGCGCCAACUCGACAAAGACCAAGAGGCGGCGCAGAGCCGUAAGGGACAGAAGCGGCCUGCAGACGAGAGUUCUGAGAAUAGGGCAUCUGGUGCUAAGCCAGGUAAGAAGCCUCGUACAUCGCACAGUGGUAACAACGGCAACUCGACAUCAACGGUUACUCAAUCACCGCAUAAGUUCACUACGCAGAGUGUCACAAGCGCGAAACCUAACAAUGUGCCGUUCAAGAACCUUAUCAAGCGUAAAGAAAAGGUCCUGCACAAAGUGACUCAGGCUCAGCAGAGUGCUCGACACUCUGAGCCUUCGGCGCCGGCGCCACUACCACCACCUACUGUAAGGUUGUCUGUACCACAACACUCCAAGCAGCCACCGCCUUCAAGGCCUCAGGCUGUGGCAAGACACUCCGAGUCAUCGUCAUCGCUGCCUUCAAGAUUGAUAGCAAGGCGCUCGGGAACACCACCGCCAGCAACUCUCAAGCGCUACGGAACCGCAAAUCAGUCAGAACAACGACAAGAUCAACGCAAUGUUCAAGUUGCUUCCACGGCAAGACAGGUCUUCUCUGGCUCCAACACGACGCAGAGCCGCUCCACCGGUGAACCUCAGAGUCAAUCCAAUACUAGACGUCCUGGCAACGCUGGACGUGUUCCGCCUCUAAGUGAUGACGAAGAAAUGGCGCCCGAGGAUCAUCGCCGCCGUGGGCCCAAAGCCGACAGUCCCGAACCACUGGGCCGAGACAACGACAAGGGAAGCGACAUUGGUAACGGUUUCUACAACGAUCUGGAAUACGACGAUGAUCAGUCCGGCAACAAGCAUCAUGUGAAUCCAUACGUCUACGACGCUGCAGACUUUCAAGACGACGAGGAAUACUUUAGUCAGCAAGAUGAUGACCAGCCUGUCGAACGUGUGCCAUCUUCGCCACAUUCCAGUAGUCCUCCUCCGCAUCAGGGUGUCUCUCCACAUGACGAUGUUGAUGAUGACGACCAGGAGCAGCAGCGCGAAGUGCUAGAGGAUAAGGAGGAUGACGAAGGAAGUGGGGACGAAGGAAGCUCCAUGAACGGCGAGGUCAUUGGCACUCCAUCUAAACAUGGUCCGCGUGUCAAGGACUACAAUGCCGACGUGAAGGCUCUUCUCAAUAUCGCUAAUUCAUUGUACAGAUGCCGAGUGUCUACUAUCAACGCGUUUCCGACCGACUUGCUUGAAGAAGAAUGGGCCCAGAUUUGCUGGGGCGAGGCUUGUAAGACACUCAACGUCAACUAUGCCGCUGAUCAACAUGUGAUCAAGAUUGUAAGUCAUUGA
This is a messenger RNA of Rhodofomes roseus, 1374 nucleotides long. RefSeq lists its product as uncharacterized. Bases 1 to 1374 code for a protein of 457 amino acids. The record is from RefSeq and is a predicted model, not a curated record. Lineage: Eukaryota; Fungi; Basidiomycota; Agaricomycetes; Polyporales; Fomitopsidaceae. The transcript is spliced from 6 exons.